Messenger RNA from Jatropha curcas, 2808 nucleotides. It is a transcript of the gene MCM6, whose product is annotated as minichromosome maintenance (MCM2/3/5) family protein. Gene Ontology annotation, biological process: mitotic DNA replication; DNA replication initiation; double-strand break repair via break-induced replication. Gene Ontology annotation, molecular function: single-stranded DNA binding; single-stranded 3'-5' DNA helicase activity; ATP binding. NCBI's taxonomy places the organism in Eukaryota, Viridiplantae, Streptophyta, Magnoliopsida, Malpighiales, Euphorbiaceae. The record is from RefSeq and is a predicted model, not a curated record. Gene Ontology annotation, cellular component: nucleus; MCM complex.
CUAGUUUCUGUCCAUCGUCCUCGCAAUUGGCUAUUUCCCUUCUACCAAAACACCUGUUAGAGUUUCCAUUUCCUCCAAACCUUAGCUGAUUUUGAAGAAAAAGAAGGAAAGAAAUCGAAAAUGGACGCGUUUGGCGGUUACUUCUCCGACGUUAUGGCAGAGGCCGUGGAGAAGGUUUUCCUGGAUUUUCUCAAGAGCUUUAGACUAGAUGGGCAAAAUAAUAUGGGAGAAGCCUAUUACGAGGCAGAAAUUGAAGCCAUGAGAGCCAGUGAAUCCACUACCAUGUUCAUUGAUUUCUCUCACGUUAUGCGUUUCGAUGAUGAUCUCCAGAAAGCUGUUGCUAAUGAGUACUUGAGGGUUGAACCUUACUUGAAGAAUGCGUGCAAGAGGUUCGUUAUGGAGAUUAAGCCUCAAUUCAUAUCUGAUGAUAAUCCUAAUAAGGAUAUUAAUGUUGCCUUCUUCAAUAUCCCUUUCUCUAAGCGGUUGAGAGAGCUAACUACAGCAGAAAUUGGCAAACUAGUAUCUGUGACUGGAGUGGUGACUCGCACAAGUGAGGUGAGGCCAGAGCUUCUGCAAGGAGCUUUCAGGUGUUUGGAAUGUGGUGGUGUCAUAAAGAAUGUUGAGCAGCAGUUCAAAUAUACUGAGCCGACAAUAUGUGUAAAUGCAACAUGCAAUAACAGAACAAAAUGGGCGUUGCUCAGACAAGAUAGCAAAUUUGCUGAUUGGCAGAGGGUCAGAAUGCAGGAAACUUCAAAAGAGAUUCCUGCAGGCUCCCUUCCCAGAUCUUUGGAUGUUAUUCUUCGCCAUGAUAUUGUUGAACAGGCCAGAGCUGGUGAUACGGUUAUUUUCACAGGUACUGUGGUUGUAAUACCAGACAUAUCAGCCUUGGCAUCCCCGGGAGAGCGAGCAGAAUGUCGUCGAGAAGCACCUCAACGUAAGAAUUCUACUGUUGGACAAGAAGGCGUGAGGGGUCUGCGAGCAUUGGGAGUGAGAGACCUCUCAUAUCGCCUUGCAUUUAUUGCUAAUUCAGUGCAGGUUAGUGAUGGAAGGAGGGAUACUGACAUCAGGAAUCGAAAGAAGGAUGUUGACGAAGAUGACAACCAGCAGUUCAUAGCAGAGGAGCUAGAUGAAAUUCAAAGAAUGAGAAAUACCCCUGAUUUCUUCAACAAGCUGGUUGAUAGCAUUGCUCCAACUGUUUUUGGUCACCAAGAUAUCAAACGAGCAAUUCUUCUUAUGCUCUUGGGCGGUGUCCACAAGUUCACUCAUGAAGGCAUUAACCUUAGAGGUGACAUCAAUGUUUGUAUAGUUGGAGAUCCCAGCUGUGCAAAAUCUCAGUUUCUCAAGUACACUUCAGGUAUAGUCCCUAGAUCUGUCUAUACAUCUGGGAAGUCCUCAUCUGCUGCUGGUUUAACUGCAACAGUUGCCAAAGAACCCGAAACUGGGGAAUUCUGCAUUGAGGCUGGUGCACUGAUGCUUGCUGACAAUGGCAUUUGUUGCAUUGAUGAAUUUGACAAAAUGGAUAUCAAGGACCAGGUUGCAAUUCAUGAAGCCAUGGAACAGCAGACAAUAAGCAUCACAAAAGCAGGAAUUCAGGCAACACUUAAUGCUCGAACAUCAAUCUUAGCUGCAGCUAAUCCUGCAGGAGGACGCUAUGAUAAGUCUAAACCACUUAAGUAUAAUGUGGCUCUUCCUCCUGCAAUUCUUUCAAGAUUCGAUCUAGUUUAUGUGAUGAUUGAUGACCCAGAUGACCAGGUUGAUUAUCACAUUGCUCAUCACAUUGUGAGAGUUCAUCAGAAACAUGAAGAUGCACUUGCUCCUGCAUUCACAACUGCUCAACUGAAGCGUUACAUUGCAUAUGCAAAAACUCUGAAGCCAAAGCUCAAUUCCGAAGCAAGAAAACUUUUGGUGCAAUCUUAUGUUGCUCUGCGGAAAGGUGACACAACUCCUGGUAGUAGAGUUGCUUAUCGCAUGACGGUUAGACAGCUGGAGGCAUUGAUCAGACUGUCUGAAGCCAUUGCUCGAAGUCAUUUGGAAAAUCAGGUUCAACCACGUCAUGUUCGUUUAGCAGUGAGAUUGCUGAAAACAUCCAUCAUCAGUGUAGAGUCCAGUGAGAUUGAUUUAUCUGAGUUUCAAGAAGGAAAUCGUGAUGAUAGUGAUGGUGGCAAUGAUGGAAAUGGUGACGCUGAUCAAGGCGUUGCUCAACCAAGUAAUACUGAAGCUGGGCCAGCUUCUGGAAGUACAGCAGGUAGAGAUGGUUUGGCAAGUCAACAGGGUAAAAAACUUGUGAUAAGUGAAGAAUACUUUCAGAGGAUUACACAAGCCCUGGUCUUGCGUCUUAGACAGCAUGAAGAAGCUGUAACACGAGAUGGGACUGGGCUGGCUGGAAUGAGGCAAGGGGAGUUGAUCAGAUGGUAUGUGGAACAACAGAAUGAGAAAAAUAGCUACAGUUCCGUAGAGGAAGCAAAGAAUGAAGCCACGAAAAUCAAAGCUAUUAUAGAGAGUUUGAUUCGCAGAGAAGGCUACUUGAUAGUGGUAGAUGAUGGCAGGCAGCCAGAAGCAGACGGCGAAGGUGCAAGGCAAUCAUCAUCUCGAGAUGACAGAAUAUUAGCAGUGGCUCCCAAUUAUGUUGUAGAGUGAUAUGAUCUGUUCACAGCUGCUGAAACACGAGGUUCAUCCAUUGUUCCUAAUCUCACAAUGUUAUGUAUUUAACUUCUCCAAAUGAUCUGGCACAUUCACACGGUGUGUUUGUAGUUAUAUUAUGGAAAUGUUUGUGAAUGUUGCCAUUAAAACUACAAAUUGUAGGGUUAA